AUGGAACCGGAGCCGUCCCUUGCCGCUCUCCUCAAGGCUAUCACAGCCCUCACAGCCACAGUCGGGUCCUUGCAGGACCAAAUCAAAUCACAAGGCAAGCAAAUCAAAUCACAAGGCAAGCAAAUCACACAGCUUACCGCCAUAUGCAAGGAAACCAACAACCUUGUUGGGGACAAGGACCAGGGCGGAGCCCAAACCAAGCCUGGCCCAUUGACUGGGCCUGUCACCCCUCCUACCCACUCAGGAGGGGAAGCCCACACUCCAGGCACGGUUAGGCCUGGGCUCAAGGCCCCAUUCCGCCCUUCAAGAGGAACAGGGUUUGACUCCGAGGAAGAAGAAGAACUGUCCUAG
This is a messenger RNA of Rhizoctonia solani, 351 nucleotides long. RefSeq lists its product as uncharacterized. Lineage: Eukaryota; Fungi; Basidiomycota; Agaricomycetes; Cantharellales; Ceratobasidiaceae. The coding region runs from base 1 to 351 and encodes 116 amino acids. The record is from RefSeq and is a predicted model, not a curated record. The transcript has a single exon.